AUGAAUGAAGUAGUAGUAGGCAACAGCACAUUGGUUAAUGGGCAUUUCUUAGGUAGCAUAGAGGAUAUCAUUCAAUGCUCAAACAAGGAUCAAAUAACGUCAAUCCACUUUGAAUACUCAUCAGGUGUAUUGUGUUAUGAAGACAGCGAUAAUGAAGAGGAUGCGGACAAGGGCGAAGAAGAGCUUAGAGAUGAUAAGAUCAUUCAAUUGACUAAACUAUUAAACGAUGGUGAUUGGGCAAAGGGACUCGACCGUCUUGAAGCACUCACCAUCGAGAUGGCUGACAGCGAGCUAGAGAUCGUCAAAGCACUGCUCUCAAACAGGUUGACCAAUCUACGAUCACUCUCAUUCAAACAAGCUUGGCAUGAUUAUGAUUUAGGAUUCUUAGCGUACUUCACCAACUUUCCCGAGGAGUUGCUGUCGCUCAUUCGAACGAAUAUGCCUGGGCUUCAGUCGCUCACACUUGACCUUAGUGAAUGCUCCACACUCCAAAUGUCCGAGUUCAAGUCAGACCUGAAGCGAGACUCGCUCAAUCAGGCAUUGAUCAAACAUAUCAUGUUGUGCCCGCAACUCAAGUCCUUGUCAUUGAUUCACCAUUCACCGAGCAAAUCUGACAUCACAUUGUUGAGGUAA
Acytostelium subglobosum LB1 is the source of this 633-nucleotide messenger RNA. RefSeq lists its product as hypothetical. Bases 1 to 633 code for a protein of 210 amino acids. NCBI's taxonomy places the organism in Eukaryota, Evosea, Eumycetozoa, Acytosteliales, Acytosteliaceae. The transcript has a single exon. The record is from RefSeq and is a predicted model, not a curated record.